Lotus japonicus is the source of this 2496-nucleotide messenger RNA. RefSeq lists its product as uncharacterized. Bases 380 to 2188 code for a protein of 602 amino acids. Lineage: Eukaryota; Viridiplantae; Streptophyta; Magnoliopsida; Fabales; Fabaceae. The transcript has 9 exons. Gene Ontology annotation, molecular function: beta-glucosidase activity. Gene Ontology annotation, biological process: glucan catabolic process. The record is from RefSeq and is a predicted model, not a curated record.
CUAGCAAGAGAAUCUAUCAACAAUCUUAAUUCCCACCAGAGGGCUACGAGCACCCUUCUUCGUGAGCCAAUCCGCUACUAAAUUACCAUCCGUCCAUCCCUCUAAAUAAACACAUAAUAUUAUUAUUAUGCUUAGAACUUCCUGGCUUACCUGUUAAGAUACAGACAUAGAGAAAGAACGUUGUUGGACCCCGUUGACUUAUCCGUCACUCCGAAAUGCUACCUCAUAUCGUAACUACCACCAACCUGAACCUGUGUUGUUGUUGUAUAACACCCACAACCACUGUCACUGAGUAACCUCCAAUCAUCCAGCGUUGUCUACAAACACCAAAAAACUCCAAACUCCCAACCUUCUUUCCUUGAGUCAACAAGACAUCAUCAUGGAUUGUUUGUACAAGAAUCCUAACCAACCCAUUGAAGCUCGUGUCAAGGACCUUCUUUCUCGCAUGACUCUCCAGGAGAAGAUUGGUCAGAUGACCCAAAUUGAGCGCACAGUUGCUACCCCUUCUAUCCUUAGAGAUCUCUCCAUUGGGAGCAUACUCAGUGCUGGAGGUAGUGCACCUUUUGAAAAUGCAUUGUCGUCAGAUUGGGCUGAUAUGGUGGAUGGAUUUCAAAAAUCAGCUCUAGAAUCGCGAUUGGGGAUACCUCUCAUCUAUGGGAUUGAUGCAGUUCAUGGUAAUAAUAGCGUCUACGGUGCUACCAUAUUUCCUCACAAUGUUGCCCUUGGAGCUACUAGAGAUGCUGAUUUAGUUCGAAGAAUUGGAGCUGCUACGGCACUUGAAGUUAAAGCGAGUGGAAUUCACUAUAAUUUUGCUCCUUGUGUGGCGAUCUGCAAAGAUCCUAGAUGGGGGCGAUGCUAUGAAUGUUACAGUGAAGAUACUGAAAUAGUCAGAAAGAUGACUUCCAUCAUUUCAGGUUUGCAAGGACAGCCACCACAGGGACAUAAACAUGGAUACCCUUUUGUGGCUGGCAGGAAUAAUGUUAUUGCAUGUGCCAAGCAUUUCGUUGGAGAUGGAGGUACUCAUAAGGGUGUGAAUGAAGGAAAUACUAUAUUAUCUUAUGAAGAGUUGGAGAGAAUACACAUGGCGCCUUACUUAGACUGCAUUUCCCAGGGUGUUUCAACCAUUAUGGCAUCUUAUUCUAGCUGGAACGGACGCAGACUCCAUGCUGACCAUUUUCUUUUAACUGAAAUCUUGAAAGAAAAGCUAGGUUUUAAGGGUUUUGUGAUUUCUGACUGGGAGGGACUUGACCGACUUUCAGAACCUCGCGGGUCAAAUUAUCGGUACUGCAUCUCUGUUUCUGUCAAUGCUGGAAUUGACAUGGUGAUGGUGCCUUUAAGACAUGAACUAUUCUUUGAGGACUUGACCUCUCUAGUUGAAUCAGGGGAAGUACCUAUGAGCAGAAUUGAUGAUGCUGUUGAACGAGUUUUGAGAGUAAAGUUCGCUGCUGGUCUUUUUGAAUUUCCUUUAAGUGACAGAUCUUUGUUAGAUACCGUCGGUUGCAAGCAACAUAGAGAUCUAGCACGCGAGGCUGUUCGAAAGUCCUUAGUUCUGUUGAAAAAUGGAAAAGUUACUAGCAAACCUUUUCUUCCAUUGAACAGAAAUGCUAAGAGAAUCCUUGUUGCUGGAACUCACGCUGAUGAUCUCGGAUAUCAAUGCGGAGGUUGGACUAAAACUUGGUUUGGAGGCAGUGGGCGGAUUACAGUUGGGACAACAAUCUUGGAUGCUGUGAAGGCAACUGUGGGGGUUGAAACAGAAGUUAUUUACCAGAAACAUCCAUCAAAAUACAGCUUAGAACGCGAGGAAUUCUCGUUUGCAAUUGUAGUUGUUGGUGAAGUUCCGUAUGCGGAGACACUGGGUGACUGUUCAGAGCUCACAAUCCCCUUCAAUGGAGCUGAUAUUAUAAGCUUAGUUUCUGACAAAGUCCCAACUCUGGUUAUACUGAUAUCUGGAAGGCCUUUAGUCUUAGAGCCAUGGCUUCUGGAAAAGACAGAUGCUCUUGUUGCUGCUUGGUUGCCAGGUACUGAAGGAGAGGGAAUCACAGAUGUUAUCUUUGGCAGUCAUGACUUCCAAGGUCAACUCCCUGUGACUUGGUUCAGAACAGUUGAACAGGUUGAUCAACCAAAUGGAGUUAACUCAUGUGAACCCUUAUUUCCUCUUGGUUUUGGGCUAAAGUACAUGAAUGAGUGAUAAAGAUUCUGAGAAUUUGGAUCCUCUGCAGCUAAAGGUUCUCUGCGUCCCUCUGCAGCAGCAAUACUAUGUUUUUAAGUAUAUGUCGAAAUACAUUUAUUAAUCAUGAAAUAAUCUUAGCCAUUAAAGAUAAAUGGAGGGUUGAGAUUUUGCAGGAGAGGAUCAUUAUUCAGAUUCCAAAGAUAGCCCAAGGACAUAAUAAGCAGUUUGUGAAUAAUAUUUGCCCUCCAUAUCAGAUAAUCACCUGGGUUCAAUUGAGGUAUAAAUUUAUGUGAACCUUAUAUUUAGAAAAACUUAAGGGCUCUCAA